AUGGAACGCAACGUGAGGCAAAUGCAGAAGCUGAUUGAAGAUAGCGGAGAUUCCUUUGCCCAAAAGGCUGAGAUGUAUUACAAGAAGAGGCCAGAGUUGAUCUCUCUUGUUGAAGAGUUCUACCGUGGCUACAAAUCUUUGGUUGAACGUUAUGAACACAGUUCCACACCGUGUGAUCUUCAAUCACAAGCUUCUGGUGUUUCAGAUUGUGGUUCUGAGCCACCUUCUAGCAUGCCUUCUCCCUCUCCGAGGAAGAUGGGGCGUCGCUUAUCCCCCAACCGUGCCGCGGGGUUCGAUGUCUUUCUAGGUUCUGGUGGGAACGUGAAUGGUUUUGAUGCAUGUCCAAAGGAUGGAGAUGGUUCUUCUACUUUGACAGAAUCUGAUGAGGAUUAUUAUGAUGAUAGCUCUUCUAUGAACAGCUUUUCAGGAUUCUUUGGGAAUGGAAAUGAUCAGAAUGGUAUGAGCAGAAGGGUGAUGGAAUUGGAGAUUGAGAUACCAUCUGAGGGGAAAGAAAAACUGUUCAAUGAGGAGGAACGUGUGAAAAAUGCUGAGGAUUUUCGUGCCAGGAUCAAUGCAUAUGAACAGGAACUACGGAAUGUGAAUGAGAAGUUGAGGCUUUCUGAAGGGGAGAUUAGUAUGCUGAAGAAUGAGCUUGAAAUAUACAGAUCAAAGGAGAAUUUGAAGGGUGACGUUGGAUUAUCUUCAUCUGUAGAAGGGGUAAGGAUGGGAGAGGAAUCCUUGGAGUUGAAGAAACUUGGGGAGGAGCUAAGGAUGACCAAUGAAAAACUUGAGUCUGCAGAAAUGCAAAUUGUUUCUUUGAAAUUUGGGGCUACUAAAACGUUUGAAACUAUUCAGCAAUUGCAGGAACAGCUUGAGGUGGCUGAGAAGGACGUUGCUUCUUGGAAAAUGAAGUUCAACGCUCAGAAAAGAGAAAACUCAAGACUCCUAGAAAGGCAUGCAAAGAUGAGAACCAAUGUAGCAGACCGGGAUCAUGAGGUCGGGGAUUUAAAAGCUCUUCUGUCUGAUGUACAACAGAAAAUGUUCUUUGAGAGAUCAAGUUUGAAGUCUGAAAUAGCCAAGUUGCUGGGAGAAAAGACUCUUUUAGAGCAGAAGAUGAAAGAAUGGGAAUGUCAAUGCCAAUGUUUAGAAGCAGAGAUAAAAAGAAUCCAGUCUGAAAAAAUAGAGAUGGGAGAGAGGCUAAAAGGAAAUAUUGAAAGUGGUGAGUGUUUGAAAUUAGAGAGAGAUAACCUGAGUGCAGAAGUUGGUUCACUUAAGAAAGUGAUAGAAUCAAGAGAUAAUGAGAUUGAAGAGGCUCAUAAAGAAGUGGAAGAACUAAGAUCAAGAGGUAAGAUCCUAGAGGAAGAGAUUGAGAGGCAAAGGGUUGAGAUAUUAGGUGGAGCUGAAGAGAAACGUGAGGCCAUAAGGCAGCUAUGCUUCUCACUUGAGCAUUACAGAAAUAAGUAUGAUAUACUUAGGCAGGCUUUCAGAGGAAACAAGAGGCUUCUUGUUUCGGCCACCUGA
Messenger RNA from Vigna angularis (adzuki bean), 1521 nucleotides. Its product is annotated as protein NETWORKED 4A. Gene Ontology annotation, molecular function: actin binding. Gene Ontology annotation, cellular component: vacuolar membrane. The transcript has a single exon. The record is from RefSeq and is a predicted model, not a curated record. NCBI's taxonomy places the organism in Eukaryota, Viridiplantae, Streptophyta, Magnoliopsida, Fabales, Fabaceae. Bases 1 to 1521 code for a protein of 506 amino acids.